UGCUACUAUGCGGCUUAUUCGGCGCGCACGAAGCGGCCGCGGUAAAGUGCGCUUGCUUUCAUUUUAACGUCUUAAGCAUUAAAUAUGCGUUACUCAAACUGUAGACUUCGGCACCAGUCAUCAUCCUUGCCUGACAUUGACCUGCCGCAUAACCAAGACACCGUUGUUGGCAGAAGUCGCAGCACUCAAAUUCGGAACAAGCGCUGCUCCAGAUGUCAAGUCAGACUACGAGCGGAUUUCAGCAAAGGCACGGUUCAGCUAACGCAGCUUGGAGAAAACCCAUGCCGGGUGUCUGGCCGGCGCCUUGCAGUAGGAGAGACGGUGACGGUGUGUGACGGUGAUCUACUGGAAUUGCUUGCGGAGGAACUGCCUUACGUGGUUGUGUUCGAGAAGUUUUCUAGUCUUGACACACCAUCGUCGGCUGCUGCAGCGGCCGAUUUUCCCAGUUGUGACGAAAAGCGCCCCUUGAAGCGUAAAUCUGAUGACGAGGACAUGCCACUAUCGAAGAAGCAUGUCUCGUCCGACACACAUGAUGAACAUGACGAGCAUGUGGAAGAAGUAUCUCGCAAGUUGAAACACAUGCAGAAUAGCUACAGAAAGCGUCACACCUCCGAAAAGUUGACGCAACAAAGUGAAACUAAUGUUUCACGUCAUCAUGCAAGUCCUGUGGCGCACCAAAGCAAGAGUGGAUGGACAGACUUGACAGAGCAUAAUGUUUUGAUGCUUAAUUCAGAAAAACUUGAACACAAACCCAAGAUUGCGGCAUUUGACCUUGAUGGAACUCUAAUCACUACCAAGUCUGGCAAGGUGUUUCCCGUUAACUCUGCUGAUUGGCGGAUACUGCUGUCGGCAACUGAGGCACGCCUACGUAGUCUUGUAGAAGAAGGCUACAAGAUUGUUAUCAUAACCAAUCAGAGAGGUCUGGCUAAGAGCCAGAGCCACGAAGCUGACUUCAAAAACAAGGUGGAGCGCAUCUUAAAGACAUUGGCUGUCCCGGCCCAAGUGUAUGUGUCUGUUGGCCACGGCUUCUAUCGCAAACCAGCACCAGGAAUAUGGCAUCAUUUAGAGUCUCAUGGAAAUGGAGGUAUCCCCAUCAAUUUGAAGGAGUCAUUUUACGUUGGAGAUGCUGCGGGGAGACCGGCAAACUGGGAACCAAAACGCAAAAAAGAUUUUUCAUGUUCAGACAGACUGUUUGCCCUCAACAUUGGGAUUAGGUUCUAUACUCCAGAAGAGUUCUUUUUGAAGAGACCUGCAGCUAAAUUUGAUCUCCCACAAUUCGACCCCCGUGCAGUGCCAGAUCUCCCUCUUGCUGAAGUAGUAGCAGCCACAAAGCCAUGUGAAGGCAAAUUCUUGAAUGGUGAUGAUCUUCCAGCAGAUCACACCGAGGUUGUGGUGCUCGUUGGAUAUCCUGCAUCUGGUAAAAGUCACUUUGCAAAGGAAUACCUUUUAUCAAAGCAGUACGCUCAUAUUAACCGUGAUAUGUUAAAGUCAGCACAGAAGUGUAUUGAGGAAUGUGAAAAGGCACUGAGGCGUGGUCAGAGUGCAGUGGUAGACAAUACUAACCCGGAUCCUGAGAGCCGGAAAAGGUUUAUUGACAUAGCACGGAAACAUGGCUGUGAAUGCAGGUGUUUUGUUAUGGAUUGCACCCUGGAGAGGGCGAGGCACAAUAACCAGUUUCGCGAGAUUAAGCUGAAAGGACAACCCCAUGUUUCUGUCACAGACAUGGUGCUGUACAACCAUCGGUCCAAGUUCAAAGAGCCAAGCUUAUCUGAAGGAUUCUCAGCCAUCUUAAAAAUCAACUUUGUUCCCAAGUUCAGCACUCCUGAGGAUGAAAAGCUAUACAGAUGCUUUCUCAAAGACAAGUAACAUCUUAGUGAAUAAACAUGCGAGGACUACCAUUGCGCUUUCUCAAAGACAAGUAACAUCUUAGUUGGUGAAUAAACAUGUGAGGACUA
Molecule: messenger RNA, 1955 nt
Organism: Rhipicephalus sanguineus (brown dog tick)
Lineage: Eukaryota; Metazoa; Arthropoda; Arachnida; Ixodida; Ixodidae
Gene: PNKP
Product: bifunctional polynucleotide phosphatase/kinase
Exons: 14
Coding region: 85-1866 (593 amino acids)
Biological process (GO): DNA repair
Molecular function (GO): polynucleotide 3'-phosphatase activity; protein binding; ATP-dependent polydeoxyribonucleotide 5'-hydroxyl-kinase activity
Source: RefSeq, a predicted model, not a curated record